Messenger RNA from Aplosporella prunicola CBS 121167, 549 nucleotides. RefSeq lists its product as uncharacterized. The record is from RefSeq and is a predicted model, not a curated record. Bases 1 to 549 code for a protein of 182 amino acids. Lineage: Eukaryota; Fungi; Ascomycota; Dothideomycetes; Botryosphaeriales; Aplosporellaceae. Gene Ontology annotation, biological process: protein transport; vesicle-mediated transport. The transcript is spliced from 3 exons. Gene Ontology annotation, cellular component: intracellular membrane-bounded organelle.
AUGAUCAACGCCGUCCUCGUCUUCAACAACAACGGCCAGCCGCGCCUGACCAAGUUUUACACGCAGCUGGACACGAGCGUGCAGCAGCGCCUGAUAUCCGAGAUCUUCACGCUGGUGUCGAACCGGCCCAACUCGUCCUGCAACUUCCUACCGCUGCCGCCCCUCCUCGCCGCAAACUCCAAGUCCACCACCCCGAGCGAGCCCCACAACGACACCCCCAGCAUCGUCACCUACCGCCACUACGCGACGCUGUACUUCAUCGUCAUCAGCACGUCGACCGAGUCGCCGCUGGCCCUGCUCGACCUGAUCCAGGUCUUUGUCGAGGCGCUGGACCGCCUGUUCGAGAACGUGUGCGAGCUGGACCUCAUCUUCAACUUCGAGACGCUGCACGCCACCCUGUCCGAGAUGAUUGUCGGCGGCGUCGUCGUCGAGACCGGCCUCGAGCGCGUCGUGCAGGGCGUGCGCGCGCAGGGCAGGGUCGCGAAGAGGCCGGAGGGCGGCGGCCUGGCUGGCUUUGGUAGGGCUGAUGGCUUGUGGGCGGGGCGAUGA